GUUUGAAGAAAGAAAAAACAGGGGGAAUCCGGGCGCCACAGUGGCCAUUCUCCGGUGGCCGGAGCAUGUCACCCAGAAACGGCUCCCUCAGAGGCCAGUGGGAGCGCCUGGCGGGCGGCGCGCUUGGUGGCGCCGAGCAUACUGGGAGGUGUGGUCCCGGCGACCCGAAGAUUCUGGGUAGUGUAGUCCUGGCGUCCUGCUGGAGUGGCCCCCGAGCUGGUGGCUCCAGUGACCCCUUGUUCUUUGGUGGCGCUGAACCAAAGCCAGAACUCCACCUCAGUCCCUUCCGCCCUCCGGAGUUCUCCAGUCAGCAGCUCCACAUGCAGCACAUGCUGUGUAGUCACCCUCCCUGGAUCUUCGCUUGCUGGUGUGCAGAAGAGCCUGUCCGGCCAGGAGCUCCGUGCCCUGGUGACCGGCAGCAGCAGCAGCAGCGAGCCUCUGAUGGAAGUUCCUGGAACGACGAAGCAGAAGGUCAGGAGAGAGCAGGCACCCAGCCUUUGUUUGGAAAGACAAAGCAAAGGACUUCAGGCGCGUUCCCCAGGCCGCCACCCCAGCAGCAGCCGGUCAGCUCUGGGCAUGGCAUCCAAGGCGUGGAGGGAGUGGCCAGCCCAGCUCAGACGGGGAAUCCCGAGGAAACAGACAGACUGUUGAAGAGGAUAGAAGUCUUAGGGUUUGGAACAGUCAACUGUGGGGAGUGUGGCCUGGGCUUCAGCAAGAUGACAAACCUGCUCAGUCACCAGAGGAUACACUCAGGGGAGAAGCCGUAUGUGUGCGGGGUGUGUGGGAAGGGCUUUAGCCUAAAGAAAAGCCUUGCCAGACACCAGAAGGCACACUCGGGGGAGAAGCCCAUCGUGUGCAGGGAGUGUGGGCGAGGCUUUAACCGGAAGUCGACACUCAUCAUACACGAGAGGACACACUCAGGUGAGAAGCCUUACAUGUGCGGCGAGUGCGGGCGAGGCUUCAGCCAGAAGUCAAACCUCAUCAUACACCAGCGGACACACUCUGGGGAGAAGCCCUACGUGUGCCAGGAGUGUGGGAAAGGCUUCAGCCAGAAGUCAGCUGUCGUCAGACACCAGAGGACGCACUUGGAGGAGAAGACCAUCGUGUGCAGUGACUGUGGCCUGGGCUUCAGCGACAGGUCGAACCUCAUCUCACACCAGAGGACACACUCCGGGGAGAAGCCUUAUGCCUGCAAGGAGUGUGGGCGGUGCUUCAGGCAGAGAACCACCCUUGUCAACCACCAGAGGACACACUCCAAGGAGAAGCCUUAUGUGUGUGGCGUGUGUGGGCACAGCUUCAGCCAGAAUUCAACCCUCAUCUCACACAGGCGGACACACACUGGGGAGAAGCCUUACGUGUGUGGGGUGUGUGGGCGAGGCUUUAGUCUCAAGUCACACCUCAACAGACACCAGAACAUACACUCAGGGGAUAAGCCCAUUGUGUGUAAGGACUGUGGGCGAGGCUUCAGCCAGCAGUCAAAUCUCAUCAGACACCAGAGGACACACUCAGGGGAAAAGCCCAUGGUGUGUGAGGAGUGUGGGCGAGGCUUCAGCCAGAAGUCAAACCUCGUUGCACACCAGAGGACACACUCUGGGGAGAAGCCGUACGUGUGCAGGGAGUGUGGGCGAGGCUUCAGUCACCAGGCAGGUCUCAUCCGGCACAGGCGGAAACACUCGAGGGAAAAGCCUUACACGUGCAGGCAGUGUGGACUCGGCUUUAGCAAUAAGUCAGCUUUAAUCACGCACAAAUGGGUACACUCGGAAGAGAAGCCCUGUUUACUCAGAGAGUGUGGCCAAGGCUUUCCCCAAAAGUCACACCUCAUCUUACAUCAGAUGACACACCAGGGCAGGAAGCCUUAUGUGUGCAAGACGUGUGGACAGGGCUUUAGCCAGAAGUCUCACCUCAGCAGACACAGGAGGAUGAAGUGCGCCCAUCACAAACUGCAACUGCAGUCUGACCCCGAGGCCUACCCAGAGCAAUCUUCUGACCCCCUGCACUCUCUCUGAGAGUGAAGAUGGUGGUGAGCACUGAAUAAUCAAACAUCGUACACUUUCAUGAAACAUAUUCUGUAAGUGGUCAAAGGACAUUUGCCUUCGUUUACUUCCUCCAUGCUGAGUCUUCAUGUUUUGUGGUCUUUUGUUCUAAUAAACUGCUUCUUUACAAACCU
Messenger RNA from Lipotes vexillifer (Yangtze River dolphin), 2167 nucleotides. RefSeq names its product zinc finger protein 133 (gene ZNF133). Gene Ontology annotation, biological process: regulation of transcription by RNA polymerase II. Gene Ontology annotation, cellular component: nucleus. Gene Ontology annotation, molecular function: RNA polymerase II cis-regulatory region sequence-specific DNA binding; DNA-binding transcription factor activity, RNA polymerase II-specific. Lineage: Eukaryota; Metazoa; Chordata; Mammalia; Artiodactyla; Lipotidae. The record is from RefSeq and is a predicted model, not a curated record.